Messenger RNA from Drosophila bipectinata, 2131 nucleotides. RefSeq names its product signal recognition particle 72 (gene Srp72). Lineage: Eukaryota; Metazoa; Arthropoda; Insecta; Diptera; Drosophilidae. Gene Ontology annotation, molecular function: 7S RNA binding; ribosome binding; protein binding. The record is from RefSeq and is a predicted model, not a curated record. Gene Ontology annotation, cellular component: signal recognition particle, endoplasmic reticulum targeting. Gene Ontology annotation, biological process: SRP-dependent cotranslational protein targeting to membrane.
CUCCAUUUGCUGAUGUGUCUUACCUGUCAAACUGCAAGUCGAAAGUUAAAAGUUCGCAGUUGUUUUGUCGUUUGAUAAGCCUGAUAAGUAACAAGGAUGUCGAAGGACGCCAAUCCCAAGGAGGCGCUGAUCAAGGCGGCCUACGCCGAUGUGCACAAGUUUGGCAACAAUCGCGAGUUCGACAAGGCCGUCAAGGCGGUGAAUCGCAUCUUGGGCGUUGCUCCCGACGAUCCCACAGCCCUCCACUGCAAGGUAGUGUGCCUGGUGCAGCUUUCCAAGUUUGAGGAGGCGUACAAGUUCAUCGAGAAGAAUCGCCUGUCCUCGCUGGCUUUCGAGAAGGCCUACUGUGAGUAUAGGCUCAAUAAGCAGGUGCAGGCUUUGAAGACCAUCGAUGAUACGGGACUGCAGCCCCUGCCCCCGAACUUGAAGGAGUUGCGCACCCAGGUGUUGUACCGCCUGGAGCGUUAUGACGAGUGCCUCGAUGCGUAUCGCGAUAUCAUCAAGAACACCAGCGACGACUACGAAGACGAGCGCCGGACCAAUCUCAGUGCAGUAGCCGCCAACCUCGCCGUGGAUAAGAACAAGGAGGUGCCCGAGGUGCCGGAGGACACCUAUGAGCAGUACUUCAACAGUGCCUGCAUUCAGUCGAACCGCCAGAAGUAUGCUGAGGCGGAACGCAAGCUGCGCACCAGCGAGAAGCUCUGCCGCGAGUUCCUCGAGGAGGAGGGUGCUUCAGAGGAGGAGAUAACCGAGGAGGUGGAUGUCAUCCGUGUUCAGCUAGCCUACUGCCUGCAGCAGCAAGGCAAGAUCAAGGAAGCAGCCACUAUCUACGCCGACUGUUUGCGCCACAAACCCAAGGAUGCUGCAUUGGUUGCAGUGGCCAGCAAUAAUUCAGUGGUGAUCAACAAGGAUCAGAAUGUUUUCGACUCCAAGAAGAAGAUUCGUGCCGCCCUAGCAGAUGCCUGCGAGCCUAAGCUUACUUCUCGCCAGAAGCAGGUCAUCGCACUCAACAACUGCCUAUUGGCGCUCUACACGAACGCCGGCGACCAGGUGCAACAACUGAGCCAGAAGCUGGCACAAACCUACCCGCAAGUGGAGUUUGAGGCGCUGCUUAUCCGUUGCACCCAGCUGGCCAAGGACCGCAAGCACAAGGAAGCCAUUGAACAGCUACAGAAGUUUGCAUCCACCCACAAGUCGCAUGCCUUUGUGAGCAAGUUUGCCAUCAUCCAGCUGCAGCUUCUUCAGGGAAGUCGCAAGGAGGCUAUCGAAACUCUGCUGUCUUUGGGCGAGUCCAAGUACAAGCCUGGAAUCGUAUCCGCCCUGGUGUCGCUCUACUUGGGUACGGACAACAAGCCGGCGGCCUCAGCUCUGCUCAAGUCGGCUGUCGACUGGUACAAGAAGAACAACGUGAGCAGUGGGGACUUAUCAGACAUGUGGCGACAAGCUGCUGAGUUCCAUCUGCGUGGAGGAGCCUCCGAAACAGCGGCCAGCUCGCUCGAAGAGCUUCUCAAGCUUAAUCCCAGCGACACCAAGGUUCUGGCACAGCUUGUUAUUGCCUAUGCCCAGUUUCAGCCCAAGAAAGCCCUCGAGAUUAGCCGAAAAUUGCCCAAGCUUGAGACCCUUACCACGGCGUCGGAGAUCGAUGCCUUGGAGGCGGCCAACUGGGUGAUGUCCACCAAGGCAGCCAAGAAGUCGGCUAAUGCCAAGGUCGAGCCCUCCCCCAGUACUCCUUCGGAAAAGAAGAAGAGCCAAAACCGGAAGCGCAAGGGCAAGUUACCCAAAAACUACAAUGCCGAAGUGGCUCCCGAUCCAGAGCGGUGGUUGCCCAAGUACGAGCGAACUGGAUUCCGAAAGAAGCGCGGCGGAGCACGCGGCAAGGAUGUCAUCAAGGGCUCUCAGGGCAUGGCCUCCGGAGCUGCUGAUCAAUACGAUAUGUCCAACCGCGUUAACUUGAGCAAGAAUUCACCCGUCACGCCCGUCUACCAGGAAACAACCCCAGGUCCCAGGCAACAGCACCGCAAAGGAGGCCACAAAAAGAAGAAGGGCGGACGUUUCUAAUUGAACAUCGACUGCCGAUAUAUCUUUUUUUUUACUUCCCAACGCCAAUUAUAUAAACCGAUCUUGCAUGUUA